AUGUCGCUGAUUUUGGUUGUCAAGCUAUUUUCUCAUCGCAAUGUGCCGUUCUGGCGCAUACUAUGUAUGAAACGCCGCAGAUUGUCUAAUGCGCUGUAUUUUAUUUUAGAUGAGACGUGACAUUAAUUCAAAAACCUUCAUGAUUUCUCGCUACCAAAUAGUGUACAAUUGCGUAUACUUUUUGUAAACAAGAGCAGCAAAACAAGAGAAUAUAUCAAUGUUACAGUGAAAAUAAGGUGAUUUAAGCGAACAGGUUUUGUUAUUUUGAUUACGGCCAGUAAAAAGGUUCUCCAAAUGUCUGACAAGGUCGAAGAUACGGAGGAAAAGAUGGAAAGUGAACAAAGUUAUAGUAGUGAAUCUAGUAGUAGCAGUUCUUCCGAUAGUUCAAGUGGAAGUUCAGAAUGCGACGAGGAGUUAAUGGAGCCAGUUAGUAUCCUAGGCCACACUUUAGAGUUGCCGCAAGAGCUUUGUGAAGAUUAUAGCAUCUUUAAAGAGUUUUUUUCUAUAAAAACUUGGGAUAGCCUGGAAGAUAAACAUAAAGAAGAGCUUACAAAAUUAUUGCCACAAUUUAAAAACGAUCAAGAAGAAGAGAAUGAGAAAACAUUGAAAAUGCUAUUUAACCAUGAACCAUUUCAUUUCACAUCACCACUUAGCAACUUUUAUAACAAUUUAAGACAAGGUAAUUAUAGACCAGAUAUAGCUAGAAUGAGAAAGUUUCUGAAGAAAGCUAGAGCAAAACAACAAAAGCAAAAGAAUAAGUCAUAUUAUGCUAAGCUCUUACCGGAAUUGUUGAUCUCUCGGGAACGGUUGUUAGCAGCUGUUAAAGGGGCACCUCCAGGUCCUAUACCAAAGUUACCAGUUCUAGCUCCCAAAGCUUCUAACAAAAAUAAAUACAAGCCAUUAUAUAUGAGAGUGAAACAAAGAUACUUUGAAGAGUUAGCUGCUAUUUGGGGUGAGGUUGGGGGUGAGGACUCAGAGGAUCAAAAUUACCCUGAAGGUGCUCCGGAAAGGUUGAUUAAAAAGAAGAAACAGACAGUAACAGGGCAGCAAGUGGAUAACAAUGUAUCGGGGACAUUGGGUGGGUCUGAUCCUGCGCAUUUAACAUCUUUAGAAUGUCUAAAGAAGGUUUUGUCAACUCACCGAUCUAGGAGACAGUACAGAGAAAACCAUCCAGAACUCAAUACCGCUGGUAUAACCUUAGAAGACAUUAAACAAAGAGUAGCCAUGAUGAAUGGAACUAAGAAACUUAUGUUUGGUGGUGCUAAAACAGAAAGUCCUAUAAAUAAGUUACGUAAAGGUGCUAAAAAAGAAUUGAAUCAAAAAGCUUCAAAAACUGAUUCAAAGUCUGCGAUUAAAAAGUCUAAAGAAGACCAAGAUAGUAUUGAAAAUAAACCAUUGUUGCCAAAUAUUAAGAUAAAAUGUGAACCUGAAGAGUCUGACUCGGAAAGUUCCUCAUUUCUGGAUCCCGUUUCAAGUCCCAAGUUUUCUAAGAAAUUGUUGGAUCACUCGGAAAUCAAACAAGAAACUUUAGAUAAUAAGUAUCCUAACUAUACAAAUUCAAACUACAAUGAUUCUAAAUUGGAAAUAAAACAAGAACCAAUGGAUUAUGUUGGUUCAAUGCAAAACUCAAAAGUAUUACAACCAGUGCCUAUAAAAUUGGAGGAUUUAGAUGGGAUUGACAUGAUGGCAUUACCCAUAGAGUUAGCAGAUGAGUCUGGGGAAGUUUUACCAGUGGAUACAUCAACUGAGACAAAUGAGGACAAUCUGGACGCCGAUGAACUGACGGAGACAACACAUGCUAAUUUCCUAGCAUUGGUCCGAGCUUUGUUCCCAGCUAAAGCGGCCCAUAGAGCAUCUAAACAACAAUUACAGGCAAGAUGUGCCGCUGUUAUGAGGUCUCCAAUAGCACCACUUAAUACUUGGUACAAUUUAUCUGACGAUUGGUGUGGUGAACUAAAUUCAGCGUUGGACUUUCUCGCCGGACAAAGAGGACCUCAUCCUGAUGAUUUUGUACCAUAUUUGCAAUUUAUACCCGAGUCACAAACGUACCAAUGGAUAGGCGCGGGUCGUGACUGCGAUGCUAUCCUGGGCCGGCUGUGUGAACGCUGGCUUCGUGCGGUCUCCCCCCAUCACUCCACAGACCCUCCACCACCCAGUCUUUCCAGAUACCCCACGUCUUGGACAGUGCGAGCUCCUACUCCGGCAGAGAUUGCAGACUUCAGAGCUCAGGAGAGAAAGAGAUUUGCUUCCGCUACCAAACCAUUUACUUAUGUGCAGUACGGGUACAGGUCAGUGGUGGGACCUAUAGUCCGGGCUGCUGGCGGUGGUGCGACGGGGGCGCUAGUGUGCGCUCAGCGGCCACGCGGAGCCACCUUCGGCGCACUGCUUCGGGAUGCCCUCGCCAGACUGCCCAAUGGACAGGGCACGCGCACAGACCUCGUCACACUGCUCAAGAUGUCUCAAUGGAUAGCUCCAUGCACCGAGCAAGCGCUGUCGAGUGCAGUUUCAGCUGCACUAGAGAAACUUCUGGCUGUGAAGCGAGAUCCUAUUGUCAAGUACGACCAGAGAACUGCAGUGUGGACAUAUUUACAUAGAAACAGGAGUGAAGAGGACUGGUUAAAGACCAGUGGUCCUCGCGGUCGCGGAGGUAAAACAAUCCCAAUUGCACCGCCCGUUACUUCGCCGCAAACUGCAAUGGAGAUGGAAGUAGCCAGCGUUGAAGAAGUAAUAGAAAAUGCAUCUGACAGCGACGUGGAUGUAGACGACAGCGGCCCCUCCCCCGCGCCGCACCUCUCCUCCGCGCAGCUCCUCAUGCAAGCCACGCAGGCCACGCAAGUCAAACUGACACACAAACAGAAGGGCAAACUAGUCGCAACACCAACACCUAAAACAAAGAACCUCCAACCCAAACAAACUCAAAUUAAAACGCCACAAAUCAAACAAACAUUACCAAAACAGAACACACAGACAAACAUGAUCAAAGUCAAUCAGACACAAAAGAAACCUAAUAUAACUCAAAUUAAACAAACAGCUAAACAAAUAAACACAGUGCCCAAACAAAUCCCGAUACCAAAGCAGUCUCCGAAGCAAACUCAAGCAAAGACACCAGAAACUAUGAAGAUUAUCGGACAAAGUAAAGCAAAUGAAACUGGGGCUAAGUCAUAUACUUCUGUGGUUGUAACACCUAAACCAAAAGCUGCACAGAAAAUUGAAGCAUCACAGAGCAAUAUGUCUUCAAGUUUGUCUAACCAGCACACAACAAUGGUGUCCAUAGUUCAACCCGCAUCAGUCCCAUCUAUCCAACAGACACAGGCUAAGAUGGCGCAAGUAACACGAUCGCUAUUGAUACGGCCGUCUUCUUCUUCGGCACAGACUACAUCAACGGUAACCACUUUGACGAUCAACACACCUCCCACACAGACAACUCCGGCACAAAGAAGAGGUGUUGUGCGGGUGCUGAGUCCGGCCACACCAUCCUCAGGGAAGUCACUUAUCUCGCCACAAGCCUUGAUGCCGCAGAACUCACCAACAGCAAAGAAACGGACGACAACGAGCACAACGCCCGUGUCUUCUUUGACUCAGACGUCAGCGAGCGUAACUACGGUUGUAAGCAGUGUACCGACAGUGGUAACGUCAUCCGUGUCUACGCGGACCGUGCAACUGGCUGGAGGCAGGACCGUGCAGCUUGCCACCAACCAGACGGUCCACCUGCCCAGCGGACAGGCUGUGCAGCUGACUCCCGGACACACGCUCCAGCUUUCCUCCCUGCAACUGCCCACGCACAGCGUCCGACUGCCCAGUGGGCAAACAGUGCAGCUAGCCGCCCCGCAAACUGUCCGCGCGGUCGCCACAACACAAGUCAAAAACCCAAGCCCCAGACCACAAAACUCCUCCCCAACUAUCAAAUCAAACCCCCAAACGAGCCAAUCUCUCCAAAUCCCAGUGUCAACGGUCCAAUUAGGACAAACGGUACAAAUAGCGGGACAAACGGUUCAAUUAGCAGGUCAAAGUGUUCAACUAACGGGACAUACCGUGAAACUACCGAGUGGACAAAGUGUACAAGUGGCAAGCCAAAGUGUACUUCCGUCCCAAAGUGUACAAACAGUUCAGUUAGCCGGUGGUAAUGUUCAAACGGUACAAUUAAGCGGUCAAAGUGUUCAAUUAUCCGGUCAAAGUGGUCAAAUGUCCAGUGGUCAAAGUGUGCUCGCGUCACCGACUGUCCAAAUCGGCGGUCAGACUGUGCAGUUGAGCGGGCAGACGGUUCAGUUGCCUAGCGGUCAAACGUUCCAGUUGCCUAGUGGGCAAACAGUGCAGUUAUCCAGUGGUCAGACAAUACAGUUGGCAAGUGGUCAGACUAUACAGUUAGCUAACCAAACACCAAAGUCAAUAUCACAAUCUGUAAGAACACAGUCAACAGGUGACAAAACCUCGCAGCCUAUUGUUGCCAAGUUAUUAACUAAUGCACAGGGUCAAAUGAUAUCACUGGAGGGAGUAGUAGGUGGGGCACGAGCGUUGCAAGUGGCGGGCGUAGCCAACGUGGGCAACAUGAGUGGUGUGGGCAACAUGAGUAGCGUGGGCAACAUGGGAGGCAUGAGCAACGUGCGAGGGCGCGGCAGUGUGCGUGUGCUGUCGCCUUCAACGAGACUAGCGAGGCCGCUUUUACUCACAUCUGCAAAACCUUUGCACAAUAUUAUAUUACAGCAAAGCGAUGGCAGCUCCAUUCGUAUGACUUCAAGUGGUGGAACUGCGACGUCACAGACUAUAGUUUUAAGCAAUAUUGGAGGCCAAACAGUAACAACGUCUACCUCGUCGCCGCCCGUUUUGAAAUUACAACAGGUAAAUCAGAUGCAUCCAGUUAGACUACCGCAGGGGAUAAAGAUACAACAGGCAGUGCCGACGUCUUCAGUGCCGACAUCAAGCGGUGUACGCAGCGUACUAAUGGACGGGCAACAGCUCAAGUUAGUGGGAGGUCGACAUGUCUUAGCCAGAUUACUGAGACCUGCCAACCCACCGCAGUAACAUCGAACCUUGGUGUAUGUGAAUACUGGUCGUAACAUCACACGCAAGUUGCAAUGACGACUGAAAUCGUCGAAAGUUAUACAAUUUGGACCUUAUAUGUAUAUAUGUUAAAGCACUUUGUUGCUUGUGUGUUCGGAAAGUUUACUGUGGAUAUUACGUAAAAUUUAUUAAAUAAAUUUUAUUAGAAACAAUUGUAAAGUGUGAUUUGUUUUAAAAUGUUACUGAAUUCUGCGACACAAUAAACAAACUGUUUGGACAAUCGUUAAAAUGAUAAAAUACUUGCCAAGGGUUUUAUAGUCUCUGAAGUUAGCCAAUAGGUGUGGAAUUGUUAGACUUCCUUUCUCUUUCUUUUCUAUUGCUUUUGUAUAUCUUUAUCCCUUUCACCCUCAAAGUCUGCAUUUAUAAUACCUUCAGAGACUAAGAUUAUUUCAGAAUUAAAGUCGACAUUUGUAAAUAAUUUUGUACUGUAUUAGAAUUUCAGAAUGAUUGAAUGAGAUUUCUUAUGUGAUUAUGUAAAGUGAGAAAUUACUUUGUUUUACUUUCUUUUAUUUAAUUUGGUUGUGGUCAGCGCUAUGUAAGAUUAUUAAUGAAUUAUUUUAUAAGUUAUAAAUAAUAGGUUAUUUUUGAAAAUUAAUAGAAUAUAAAUUUAAUUUUGCAAAUACUAAAACUUCCAUUUUCUUAUACUUUCACUGUCUAAAUAUAUUUAUUAUAUAAACCUAUUUUGUUAUUUAGUUAGGAAAAUGUUAAAUUUAAACACGCAAAUAAGAACCUAACGAAGCAUUAAACAGACGAAACCAACAACAUAUAGCCAUCUCUUUCUGAAGUAUAUCUUUUGCUAUCAAAAAACUAACUCUCAGCUUUUAAAUUUUAUAUCAAUUUUUUAGCAGAUAGACAAUAAUUGUUAGUUAUUGUUACGUGCACAUAAGUGCAUGUUUUAUAAACGGAAUUUUUAAACUUGGUCAAUUGUCAAGGUAACUUCAAUACGGUAUAAUGCACGUCACAUCACUAGGACCAUUAUUGAAUAAAUGGACCUUUGGAACUUAUGAACUUUACUGCAGCAAAUUUGGACAUAGUAUUGGGCAGAUAGCUGCCAGACAUUUUUUAUUAUUAUGUUGGUAUCCUUAUACGACCAAUGUUUAAUUAGUCCAUUAAAUAUAAUAAACUUUAAAAUAAGUUAUCUUUUAAAUUUUAAAAGAGUCAGUUAUCUUGGUCCUAAGUCAUAUUUCCACUUAGUAGAUAGUCGUGCGACGAUGGCCGUCUUAUUGUAUAGCAUUCGCAAUGUGGCUGUGAUAGAGCAUUUAUUUCUAUAUAACUUGCCCUUACCAGUCACGCUCGGCUAGUGGAAAAAGCUACUAAUGAGGCGCGCAUUAUACGAUAUUGAUAAACACGAUAAACUAGGUACAAAGUAUGAAAAUCUACAAUUUAAUAAGCCUUUUAUAUAUGUUGUUGAAUUUCAUAUAAUAUACAAAGGCUUUAUACAAUAUUAAUGAAGAUUAAUUCAAUAUCAAAACGCAAAUCCAGUGCCUAUUUGUAAUUUAUAAUGAAUUUGUUGAUUUAUGAAUAUUUAUUGAAAGUAUUAAUUAAUAGAAAAGAUCGACAAUUGUGUUGUAAAUGUUGGUUUUCACUGUUCAACACUUGUAAACUAGAGUUUUUCUUUUUAUACAAGUGUGUCGCCAGUGAUAACCCAUGGUUAGUGCUUGUACAUAUUGAAGUCGCGGUCGCAUGCCCACAUUGGCCGCCAGGCGUUUGCGCGACCAGUUCAAAUAUCAAAAUAUCUCCGCCAUUAGUUUGAUGUUAACACUCCCAUAUAACAUAUGUGUUGUCCAAAAACGCGCUUACAACUAGAGACUGAGCUUGCGAUUUAUUCGAACCCGCGCUUACGCUCGCCGUUUUAAUGUGAACACUCUCAUACAUCAUUGUAUGUUUGAAUUUUCAUCGACCGCUCCCUCAGCCGAAACUUGAAUACGAAUAAGCACUUACAGUUUUACUGAAAUAGACUUGAAAAGAUAAUGCCGUAAAUGGCGACCUUAUGUAAGAAACAUUUGAUAAUAGUGAUGUGAAGUUUAUUUAAAUUAGAUACGAUUUAAUAGUCUGGUACGAAAUAUUUGGUUGCAAUAUCUAGUUGUAAUUCCUAAUGUAAGUCAAUUAGGUUUGUAGUAUAUUUUUUGUAUAAUAAA
This is a messenger RNA of Papilio xuthus (Asian swallowtail), 7196 nucleotides long. Its product is annotated as nuclear factor related to kappa-B-binding protein. The transcript is spliced from 23 exons. Gene Ontology annotation, cellular component: Ino80 complex. Lineage: Eukaryota; Metazoa; Arthropoda; Insecta; Lepidoptera; Papilionidae. The record is from RefSeq and is a predicted model, not a curated record. Bases 295 to 5019 code for a protein of 1574 amino acids. Gene Ontology annotation, molecular function: protease binding.